Messenger RNA from Cotesia glomerata, 823 nucleotides. Its product is annotated as prion-like-(Q/N-rich) domain-bearing protein 25. Lineage: Eukaryota; Metazoa; Arthropoda; Insecta; Hymenoptera; Braconidae. The coding region runs from base 41 to 823 and encodes 260 amino acids. The record is from RefSeq and is a predicted model, not a curated record. The transcript is spliced from 3 exons.
UGAGAUCAAUAGUUGUGAUACUGAUGCUGAUUGUGAUCAAAUGUCGUUUGCAGUAUGCUCCUCAAGUGGUAGAAAAUGUAUUUGUAGAGACGGAUAUUUUGAAAUCAAAAGAGGAACAUGUGUACUUCAAUUGAAAGAAAUUUGCAGAAUUGAUAGACAAUGCCGUAUUCCUAAUUCUGUUUGCGAUGAUGGCUACUGUGAAUGUGAACCUGGAUUUUUAAAUAUCGCUAACAACCAAUGUGUUCUAAUUGAAUCAUCUGUUCGAUCUUGUUACAACAAUCACCGUAAUUGUCGUUUGUUUACGAAUGCAAAGUAUUUAAAAAAUGGACAGUAUGUUUGUACAGAGUAUAGGGUAGAAAUAAACACAACAGCCUGUGCUGCAUGGUCAGGUAGAUUUUGCACGAAUGGUGAUCAAUGUGGCUCAAAAUACUCUGUUUGUGUCAAUAAUGAAUGUCAAUGUAAAUUGAAAUAUGUGUCUCAUUCCGAUAUUGAUUGUCGAACACCUUUUAUAGGUAUGACUUGUAAUUAUGACUCAUAUUGCAAAAAAUUCAUCAAGAAUUCGCUGUGUCUAAACAAAAUAUGUAUCUGCGGUAAUAAUUACUCUGAAAUAAAUGGAAAAUGUCUUCCUAAAUUACUCGUUUCAUGCUCGGAUAAAGAACCAUGUGCGCCGAAAAACUCUUUCUGUAUAGAUGAAAAAUGUCACUGCAACAUUCAAUAUAUUCAGCAAGAAGAUGAAUGUGUACCACGUAAUAAAACGAAAUACAAAGAACACGAAGACGCAAAGGCUCCAAGUAAACAGUUAUUUAUUUAUUUAUUCAGAUAG